Messenger RNA from Telopea speciosissima, 1434 nucleotides. RefSeq names its product methyl-CpG-binding domain-containing protein 11-like. The transcript is spliced from 2 exons. Bases 101 to 1183 code for a protein of 360 amino acids. The record is from RefSeq and is a predicted model, not a curated record. NCBI's taxonomy places the organism in Eukaryota, Viridiplantae, Streptophyta, Magnoliopsida, Proteales, Proteaceae. Gene Ontology annotation, molecular function: DNA binding.
AAAGUAAAAGAUCUAAAGAAGUGAAGCAGAAGAGUUCUACUAGUCUGCCUUUCUUUGCUUUCACUGCUGUUUUUCUGACUUUGUUUUUAAUUCAUUCAAAAUGGCGAGCUCAGUCGAGAAGGAAACUCAGACGGGUGCCCAGGACGAAGUUGUCUCAGUAGAACUCCCUGCUCCUCCUGGCUGGACAAAAAAGUUUAUGCCCAAGAAAGGAGGGACACCAAAGAAGAAUGAGAUCAUUUUCAUUGCUCCAACCGGGGACGAGAUCAGUAAUAAAAAACAGCUGGAACAAUACCUCAAGUCACACCCUGGUGGUCCUGCAGUAUCCGAGUUUGAUUGGGGAACUGGUGAGACACCCAGGAGAUCCGCAAGAAUCAGCGAAAAGGUCAAGGCAACUCCACCACCGGAACCCGAGCCUCCAAAGAAACGAAGCAGGAAAUCACCUGCAGGUUCGAAGAAAGAAACUAAGGAGACAGAAGAGAAGAAAGAAGAUAAUAUCAUGCAAGAUGCUGAGAUGUCUGAAAAGAAUAAUGAGGAAACAAAGAAAGAGGAUUCUGUUGGCAAGGAAAUUCAAGGUGGGAAUGAAGACAAAACUCAUGAAGAUACACAGCCAACCAAGAAGUGUAGUACUGAAACAGAAGAAGAUGCACUGGAAGGAACCCCAGUUGAGAAAAAGAUUGAAAAUGACACUGAGGUAAUCAAAAAAGAUACUACAGGUACAGAAGCUGAGUCAGCUGAAAAGGUCCAAGAAGAGAAGGAAAUUCAAAUGUCAGAUGCAGCAGCAGUGGCCACCAUGGAUGAUGCUAAAGAAGAAAUUAAAAUGGAGGAACAGGUCCCAGAAAAGGUGGUGCAGCCACAAGCAGCAGCUGAGAAAACUGAUGGACCAGAUCAUGGGGAACAAGAGAAACCAGAGGAAAUGAGCAGUGAAGUGGAGCCAGGAGAAAAAGAGAAACUCAACAAAAGUGCAGCUGAAACUGUGGAAGAGAUCAAGGAGAAACAAGCAGCGAAUGGAAACAAUGAGGAACAAAUCUCGACAGUUGAAGAGAAAGGCAAGAAGACGGAGGGGGAAGUGAUGGAGAAUGGCAGCCGAAACAGUGAGGUUGGUGAGUCCAAGCCUCGAGAGGUUAAUCAAAUGGGGCGAGUUGAUGCCCAGCAGCCUCCUACCCCCUCAGCAGUGAGCUGCUGAGUGUCUUUCUCCCUUUACUGUCCAUGGCCUCUUCUGCCCCUUCUUGGGUUCGUUUGGAUGACUGUAAUAUUAAUGUUGAUGUUGGAUCUGAUUUAUACAUGUACCUUGGUAGGGUAGGCCUUUGAUGCAGCAAGUAAUGUUGCAUUUAGUUGAUGUUAAUUGUACCUUUUUUGGUUCCUUGUAAGAGAUGUUAAUUGUACUUUGUAGUGAUCCCUGUAAUAGUAGGUUUCUGACACAUCUGAUAUGUUCUG